AUCUUGUAGUGAUGCUAAUCUGGCUACUUUAUGUUGCUUGUCAUGAUUCGAAUGAUACUGUCUGUAUCAUUAUAUAUUUGACUUAAUUCAGUACCUCGUCAAACUUACUUUUAGCGGCCUAGCUCAUUCUACGCCAUUAUUGUUUCUUUUAGGGUUACCUAACCAAGGCAGACGGCACCGUUACAGAUACAAUAUAUUACCAAGAGUAUUUGCUCACCCAUCCAAAUGAUCAGAAUCAGGUAUAUUAAUUACUUGGCCUGGCUACAUACGUAUAAAACCAAGCACCUAGGCAUGCUGACUGUUUCUACAAACAUUUGUUAAAGAAUGGGCCGCUCUCAGGAGCUCAGUGAAUUCCCAACGUGGAACUGUUAUAGGAUGCCCCCUGCCCCACACACACAAGCAAAGACGGGUACCAUUACAGAGGUAAUGUACAUUUUACCUUUGACAUCAACGUUAAAGUACUGUCAGUACUUGUGUGCAGUCCACAGUUCUCUCGUUCCGCAGUAUUCCAUUGCCACUGUACUCUUAUGACUCUUAUCAAAAUAUCUUAAUAAAUCAUUGCUGUUUAUUGGUUGAAUGCGGUCUAUUAUUAAAUAAUCAAAAAUGAGCAUAUUUCAACAAAUUAAUCAUUUUCAAGCAUAAAAAAAAUCUGAAAUAGAAAUGUCUUCAGAAGAUUCAUUCAAAAACAUUGUGAUAUGUGGUGUAAUUGUCCCUCGUUUAACACAGUUAAUAGGUUCAUAGGUUUACAUAAAAUCUGAUUUAAUUAUCGUUGUAGUUCCAUAUUGAAUCGUUUACCACAAUGGCGAGUUCCCCUACUUAGUAUAGAUAAAAACCUAUUUCUAUCUACGAUUAAAUGUGAUUGAGUUAACUGUGGACAAAAUGUGAUUAAUUGCGAUAAAAUAUUUUAAUUGGUUGACAGCUCUGAUUAUUAUACAUUUUGCUGAUAUGUUGAAAAUUUUCAUUAAGAAAAUGCAGACUGACCAAAGAAGCAGACUGUUGUUUCACAAGCUCUUGGGCAUUGCAGAGGCAGUUGACUUCUGCACACAAAUCGUAAUGGUCUGCAUAUGUCCAAAGAAACACCCAAAGCACACAAUGUUUGGUUCUUACUUUAAUUCAUUUGUAUGUUGGCAUUUCCAUUGCAGAGUGAGGAGGCAAUAUUCAAACUGCAGUGUCACAAGGGAUUCUCCACUGGUCACUAGGUGUCAUUAAUUUUACGUGGAUUAGACCAGGGGUGCUCAUUAAGUCGAUCGCGAUCUACCGGUCGAUCGCGGAGGUGGUACUGGUCGAUCGCGGCGUGACAUUAAAAAAAUAUCAUCCUAGCAUCAAUGCCGUCACUUGAUUGAUAUACAGGGCAGCCAUUCAGAUGACAACUGAAUGUUGCCCUUCGGGCGACCAAUCAAAUCAAACAACGUCUCUAAGUGCAGCAGAACUUACGAUGUCAGCCUAUCAUCCAUCCCCGUUACUUGAUUGACAUACAGGACAACCAGUCAGAUGACAACUGAAUUUUGACCUUUAGGUCACCGCUCAUGCGUAAACAACGAUGCAAAGUGCUAAGCUAGUCGGCGAAUUGCGUCAGAUUUUAAGCCCUCGCUAAAGUUUAUGGUCACUAAAAUGAGUGAAGUAGCUGGACCAAGUAAAAAGGCAAAAACAUAUCACUUCCGUACGGAAUGGGAGGUGGAUUUUUUUUUUCACAAUGUCUUUUUCGAAGUGCGUUUGCCUGGCUAACCUGGCUAUCAGCAGCUACUGUCCGGACUAUGCAUCCCUGGCUGAUUCAAUUCAGUGCAAGUCAUCAAAGUAAACUCAGGGCUGCUGACGGAUGGACGAAGAAGUCACUCCAUUGAACCAGACUUCAGUCAGUGGACCUUCGGCAAAAACAACCUUUGAUAAAGUCAUGCUUUUUUAAACAAGCAAUGGCUUCUUGUGACGUUGACAAGCCGCCAAGUAAGACCAGGGACUUGGAUACUGUUUCGGGAACACUUUCGAGAUGCAGCCUCCCUGAUGUUACAGAGGAGCACCAGCCUGAUACAUCAAAUGCUAUAAUCAAAUCUCAGAAAGCUGGGAAAUUUAGGACUGCCCUGACAUUCUUCGGUGUUCGCAAAAGCAUGUGUAUUUUACCAAGCUUUUUUGGAGGGAGGAGUAAAAACCAGAGCAGGUGGUCUUCUAAGAAGGGAAUCUACAAAAGCAAAACACAUGAUGGGCUAAGCCAAAUAAGUAAUGACAACAGCCUGAGAGGUGGAUCCACUUCCACUGCGGAUUUUGAGUACCACAACCAGAGUGACCGCGUUGAAAAGCUCCACAGUAAUGAAUGUAAUGUAAUGCCUCUCCCCAGUGAACAUAAAUCGCAAUCCCUCAAUAGACAGAAACGGAGUCUGAAAAGCUUUUUAAAUAAUUUUAAGCAUCACAAAAACCAUAGAAAUUGUGGUUCAGAGAAAACUGAAACAAUUGUGAUGUCUUCUCCUCACUGCCAAAAAGUGGCUGUUGUCCAGGACAGUCCCCACCAGUUUGUUACAGAAUGUCUGGAAUCUGAACCAGAUGUGCCUGAUUUUGCUAUCUGUGAUAUUUCACUGGCACCUGAAUGUACUGAUGUUGAAAUGGUGGCUUUUGAGAAGAAUCUAAAGCAAGAUAGGCCAAAAACUGAGCUUGGCGAUGAUUUAAGUCUUGAUCAUAUUGAUGAAAGUCAUUUGAUGGCCGUGGUUUCCAGUGAAUACAAGGACAUUGGUAGAGGACAUAGCGAGCCUUGCCUGUUACUUGAGAUGAUGCCUGAUCCAGCACUGAAGUCUGAAACACCUGCAAGCUCGUCUGAUCAACUGAACCUAAUUUACGGAGGUGAGGUGGCCUCACUGAAGAGCUUUGAUUCACUCACUGGGUGUGGGGACAUCAUUGCAGAUCAAGAAGAUGACAGCCUCACAGAGAGUACCGCUUCUGGAGAAAGGAGUAGAAAUGGAGGUGGAAAGAGGGCCUCCUGUUUUCUUACCUAUCAGGGUGGUGGGGAGGAAAUGGCCUCACCUGAAGAUUUAGAUGAGCAGUGUCUUGAAGGUUUCUGGGAUAAUAAUGCAUCAGCAGACCCUUGCUUUUCUUGCAACCAAGACCACACCAAUUCGGCCAACCCCACAUGUUCACACAACAUGGCCUUGGUGAACAGUGAUGGUGCACAUCAAGCCAGCGCAAUGAACACAUCAGCUGAUGUGUUGACCCCUCAAAGCGAGCAUCAAGAAUCUGUCCCUAAUAGCGAUGAAGGCUACUAUGAUUCAACAACCCCAGGUCCAGAUGAAGGACAAGACAGAAUAGACCAUCUAAGGACAGACAGAUUACCGAGGGACAGUUAUAGUGGGGAUGCCCUCUAUGAACUGUUUGCAACAGAUGAGAGUCUUAUCAGUCCACAUAAUGAAAGCAAACAUAGACUGCCAAGUUCCAUACCAAGUGAGCGACUAGAUGGGACUGAUUUGGCCUUCUCUGAUAUUAACGCAUUAAAAGGAACAGACCUUUAUAAGGGGAAGGACUUCAUCGAGGUGCAGGGCACAUGUAAGACCUUGGAGUUGACACAAAAUGUAGCUCUGCAAGCGAUAGACUGGACGAAGUAUCAUUUGAGUUCAAAACCACAGGCAACAGAGAAUUAUGAAGCAGAUGCAUUUGAUGAAAAGGGAAAAGUGCUUGCUUCCUCAAAAAUUAUGAAUGUCGAGGAGAAGAGGCACAGCAACAUAUCAUUCACAAGUACAUCUGAUCCAGAUUUUGAAACAUUCUGUGAACCCAAAGAGCAACAGCUUGAGGAAAACAAGCCUGUUGCAUUGCCGUUCCGAAAUGUCAAUUCUCAGACUCUGGAUUGUAGUAGUCUGGAUGGUGACCAAACCGUGUGUUUCUCUCAAGCGCUUGAAAACUAUGAGAAAACCUCUCAGAUGCUGAGUGACUUGCACAACACAAGUGUGGAUGUCUUGGAGACAAACACUGCCCUCACCCCAAACAUGGAGGCCUUACCCACUAUAGUUGCGUUUGAUGUUGUGGACUUGCAUAAUGAGGGGGAGUACGACGAGCAGAUUCACAUAGAACUGGAGGAGGAUAUCUCAUCACCCUAUCAGGAAUUGGAAGACGGCUACCUCCAAAAAGAUGCUUUUGCAGAAUGUGACGAUCAAAUGUUAGACUUGUAUGAACAGAGUCUGAUUAGUAACAUGUGGGCCAUCGCUAGUCUCCCACGGCACCGAGGCCUUACAAGACUUAGCCAGACCAUGUCCAAUCCAUUGUCUCUCGAAAGGAGAAGUAGGUCUCUGGACACGGAAAGCCUUCAGUUGAAUAUACCUGAUGCAUACAGACAGGGCAGAGCGGCUUCCCUUUCUUGUCCCCAAGCUGGGAGAGACUAUGAGAGAUAUUACAAAAAGAAUGUCCUCGUGUCUGCACCACAGGUUAGAGAUGGCGGUCGAGCUAUGGCCUUACCAUGGCAAAUGCGGUCAGAAAUGUCUUUCAGCCAUCCUCUGAGAGAUGGCAGCCUCACUGAAGUAGUUCAGAAACAUACAUUAUUUUCUGAUUCAUCCAGCAGGUGUUUACCUAACAGUAAAAUCCACCUUUGCUCUGAUGUGCCAAUGUCACAGGAGGCAGAGCUUUGCAGUAGGCCAUGCCACCUUCCCUUGCCAUCAGGUUCUUGUUUAUCUCACAGCACCUUAGCCACGCCAUGCAAUACAGACAAGGAUGAGUUUUGCAAAGCUGCUGCCGAUUUGCAGUCAUACAUUCAGUGUGGUAAAAGCAGACAAGCGGCUAUUAGGGAGAAAGCAACUCUCACUAGUGUGCCUACAGAUGACCCGCCAAAAGAUGCGACGAGUACUGCAGCGGACAACAAACACCACAACCUGAGCUUAAAUUUGAAAGGCUCUCAAUAAUAGAGUCAGCAGGACAAUGAUGUGACAUUGAUUUUUGUGCUCAUUAUGUGCUCAUUAUGUCCUACUUGAACAAUCUAUUUGAAAUGUCCUGCUCAAAGAGUUAGCUGAAAAUAAAUUUAAACUACAGCAGACUGGUUAUUGGUAUGUGUAAAUGGUAUUUACACACAAAUGAAUGCUUGCAUCUUUACAUCCACCAGUUGCCUCCUAAAUAUUUCACUUGACACAUAUUUGUUUCUUCUUUACCGCGUAGAUUUGCCCCAUUACAUGUCUCUGGUGUGUUUGUAGCUGUUUUCUUUGUUCACCUCAUUUCAAGGUCCAAUAUUUUUAAAGCUGACAUUACAUUUUUACAAAAAUCUAGUUGUCUGUUUGCAGUACAAAAGGACUCUCUUGCUCACUUUUAUUGUGGUAUUGAAAAUGUUGAAAUUGAUUCAUACUUCUUGCACAUACCAUUACUGUAGAUAAUAUUGCAGGAUCAGGUUUGUGUAGCAGAGGAGUGAAAUGCAGCUUGAGAACGUACAGUGAAAGUAAGCUACAAGGAAUGACUGCUUCACAUUCACAUCUUGUGAAUUUAAUUUUUUAUGGUGUCAUCAGACAUUGUCUCUUAAUAGUUGUUCUCUGCUGUUUGUGUAAGAGUGUACUAAAAUGCUAUUACAAAUCUGUUUUGGAAAGUCUGUUUUAUCAAUGUAGAACACUGCCUUAAAAUAAAGACUGUGUAAACACGGCUUAAUGUUCCUUGCCAAGGUAGGCUCAUGGUGGACCACUUUCUUGACUUGACUUGAGAUUAAAGAUUUGAGACUGAUGUGCAAAACACUAACCUUUGCCCACCUCUGGUAAACUUGAAUUUCUUCAAGGUUUGCAGGUCCAUUUGUGUUUUUAUUCAUUCUGGUAUACUAGCGUGUUUACUGAUGUUUACUGAUUGCUAAACAUUUGAUGAGCAGCUCACAGAGGCGGUUUGAGGCCUUCUGGUUUUAAAAACUUUAACACAAUCUUGCAAAAGUUUCUUGUGAUUUUCGGGGGGAAUGUCCCCUUAUGGUCUCCGUAGAGAACCACUACUUUUAGUGCACACUUCACUGACACUUGUGAGGAGGGUUUCUAGUUUUAUAUACUAGAAAACUAAAACGACAUGAAAU
This is a messenger RNA of Doryrhamphus excisus (bluestripe pipefish), 5995 nucleotides long. The record is from RefSeq and is a predicted model, not a curated record. NCBI's taxonomy places the organism in Eukaryota, Metazoa, Chordata, Actinopteri, Syngnathiformes, Syngnathidae.